UACAAUUUUAAUGAAUAUUGUAAUAUAUGAAGAUAUGUCUUGUUGUAUGUUUGAAAGCGGAAAUCAAAUUUCCGAUGUUAAAUUUCGUUUUGAGUUCAAAUUGAUUUUGAAAAUCUUACGUAACGAGGUGCAAUCAGAAACGUUGUAAGAGCACAAUUCACUGCUCUUUAUUGUAGAGAGCAUUUAUUCGUAAGGUGAGAAUUCAAUGUCAUGGCAACGUUUUCUUCGGCCAGCGUCAAUAUUCAAAUUGAGCGUUUCAAGUGGGGAGAAUGCCUAAUCGACACAAAUACACUUCAAUAUUUAUGUACGUGAUCGUAUAUGUAUACGAAAUACGUGUGAAGUGUAGCGAAAGCGCGUCUAAGAAUAUAAUAUAAGUAUUGGGUUGAGCUCUGUUGAUUGCAAGUAAAUUUUAAAUUUUAUAUACAUCUAAUACAUGUGAUUGGAUUAAUAUAUACCUUUUAAGUCAAUCAGUUAUAGGACCGGCGCUCCUUAAAAAUUCCCAUAAAAGAGUGUAAGACAGUUGUACAGAAAGAAUUUGCAUUACAAUGGGGUAAGGUAUCGUAGUUGUGAGAAAAUCAUAUCUUCAAAGCACACGUGUACUCGUACAGUGUGAACCCAAGAACUGUGUUCUAUGUUUGGGUGAGAGAACAUCCUGUCGUGUGCUCAUAAAUGUGUGUUUGCCAAUGUUCACGUAUUGCAACUCGCACUGUUUGAAUAUUACGUAUACAUAUACGAACGGCACAUAUGCAAGAUGUGUGGCUUGUUGGGAGCUCGCUCACGCUAGUGGAGGAAUUGCUUGACUAACUUGAUAUAGCUGCCGUUUGCCUUUGUUCGCACAUCGAGUGCGCCGGAGUGUUAUAUCUUAGCGACGAAGCUGGCGCUGUUUCAAAGUAUGCUCGCUAGUGGUGGCCUUGCGCAUAGUGUAUUGAGGCGCGAGCAUUUAGAAGUGGUGCGGUGCUGCGCGGAGGAAUGUCGCAGGCAAACGGUCAUUUCGAUUCAAUUGUGUGUUGCGUGUGUUGACAAAAGAAUCUCUGUUUUCAGUGUAAAUUUGUACUCCGCAUAGCACAGUACGAAACAUAGCUUGAAGCGGUAUUUGUAACGUGUACUAUAACACAAUAAUAGCUGCGUCGAAACCAAUUGAUACGUCGGAGAUUCAUCAAUAAGCUAAAAAAGUGUAAAUUUUUUAAUUCAAAUCGACAUCGCGUUGUAUUAUUAAUAGAAAAAAAGGGGAAACAGUUUAUAAUGAUUGCAAGCAUUAAAUAAUAUUAUUCAAUUUCAAAUAAAAAAUGUGGUGUCAAAAUAGUCGGUAUUUUUGGUGAAUAAAAAAUGUACCUAGUAUAUAGGAGUACUUAAAUUUAUGAUAUAAUCAAGCGUAUAAAGCUAAUGAGUUUCUUUAUAAACAUUGAACUAAACAAUUCGCUUUUUUUCUUUCAACAAUAUUAUAUUGCCACCCAAAUUGGAAUCCACCUGCGCCACCGAUACAUAUAUCUGUGCCACAAUUAUUUGAACAUCUUACGCAUUCUCUAUUAAAUAAAACAAUAACAACAACGGAAACCACUCAACGUGUAAUCAAUCGGAAAUCUGCAAAAAAUUACAAAAUUAAAAAAAUAUAAAUUUGUGUUUGUUUUGAUCGUUAAAUGAAUUUUAUUAUCGACACCGGCAAAAAUAUACGGCGGUCAUAAACGCUUGGACAUAUGCUCUGCCAAUAUAAUUAAUAUACAACAAAUACAAAUAAAUAAAUAUGGAAACAAACAAUAAUAAAAAUACAAAACUUCGAGUUGCUUGUGUAAUUUGUUUCCCUUGAAUGGACUACUUCUUUAUUGGGAACCAUAAACUCACGCGUCGCGCUUGUACAUAUGUCAUUUUAUGGGCAUUGGAAUACCCCCAAUAAAAAUAUUUGCUACACUUCAAAAUAAACAACAACACAAUCAACGAAUGUGACAACUCAUGGAAAACAAUCAUUAAAUGACUCCAAAUUUCAAAACGCCGUUAACUAUUUUUAAAAUAAAUGAUUUAAAUUCUAAUAAUAAAUAAAUUUGGAAUACAAACUUUUCGACUUACCAAAAUAAAUAAAAAAUAAAUUAAUUAAAAUUAUGAGAUAAUUAAUGUAACUAUUAUAAAAUAAAAUUAAAUGUGAACAUGUAAUAAAUCAUAAAAAAUACGUUAAAACGUUUGUACUAACUUGAACAAAACACAUUCUAACCCAUGGGCCCAGCUGUAAACAUUUGCUCUUGUCUACCGUUUGCCAAAAAAAAUUAUUGCACACUCAUACUGCUGCUGAAUAAUUGCACCACCGUCGACAACGUUUUCUCUUUUAUAAUUCUCUUCAUUCACAUCAAAUAUUCUCUCUCUGACUUAACGCUUUACCACUCGUCUGCAUAUAUUACGUAUAUUAUUCUCUUUGAUAACGGUUGCCGGGUUGUGAAAUCAUUUUAUUUGUUUUGUAAAAUCACACAACCGAUUAAUGCAAUUGAUCGCAUAAUUAUUUAUCAUACAUCUUAAUAUAUAAACACCACGCCUGGGAAAUCCGCGCUCGCGCUAUACAAUUGUCUCGGUUGUUUGCUAAAAUACUUGUUUUUGCUUUAUCCGAAUCGCUCUCAAAAUAACCGUAAUUAUUCCACCACUCCCCCAAACCCCAACAAUCCCGCUGGCGUGUGCUCUCUACGACCCCCACGAUGUCUCGGCAGUCGGGUCGCACGCCGCUGCCGGGACUUGGUGGGGGCCACAUCAUCACGCUCCACAUCCAACCGCUACUGCUUCGUCCACCGUCUCCGCUGUUUCGGUUAUCAAUCAACAACCUGCAACAAAUACUAUCAAUCAAUUGCACCACCACCCGCAUCACCAUCAUCACCAUCCGCAUCUGCAACAUCAUCAUCAUCAUCUCCAACACACUUUGCCGACUGUGUCGGCGAAUUCAACCUCACUUAUACCGACGGUCGCUGUGCUUCCCCAACAACAACAAACGACACCCACGUCACAUUCCACGCCUACUAAUGCGGUUAUGUAUGAAGAUCCCCCUCCAGUGCCAAUUGCUUCCGUGCAACAGCAACAGCAACAGCAACAACAACAGCAGCAACAUCUCCUGCCCACUCAACAGCAGCAACAGCAGCUCGCAGCUGCACCAAUUGGUACUGCCCACAGUCCUUCCCAAACAUCUUCAGGUGCACAACCUCAAGCACAGCAACAUCUCACCUCUCCACACCACCAACAGCAACAACAGCAAACGAAUAGUGUGCCUCCUAGUGCGUCUACGAACCUCCAGCAACAACAAAAUUCAGCAGUGGCGUCCGGCCAAACACAGAUUGUUGCGCCGUCAACGGCGAGUGUUUCCCCCUCCAGUGUUAGUUCCCAACCCCCAGAUAUGUCAUUGUUAGCACCUCUGCACAUACCCGCGAUUCGACCUGGCUUUGAGGCUGAUGCGACGGCAACAGUUAAAAGACAUCCUCAUCCUUGGGCUUACGACGGUGAUGGCUUCAGCUCAGCACAAUAUCACGCAUCACAAUACUUUUUAGACCGAGACCGAAAGCCGGUUUUUUAUGGUUACCCCGAAACACAAUAUCAGCCGUAUUGGAAUUACCGGGAACAACCUACACCUGCUGCAGCGGCCUACAUGAGCGCUAGUGAUGAACGACAUGCUGCCGCAGCUGCUGCCCGCCAAUCCGUCGAGGGCACUUCGCAGUCUAGUUAUGAAACGCCAACGUAUUCUUCACCAAGCGGGCUGCGUGGGUACCCAAGUGAAGCUUAUUCAAGUUCAGGUGGAACUGGUGGCAUUCCUGUUGGUACAGUUGGACCUUGUACUCCCACUAAUGCCCUACAUGAAUGGACUGGACAAGUUUCGGUGCGAAAAAAGCGCAAGCCCUACUCGAAAUUUCAAACCCUUGAAUUGGAGAAGGAGUUCCUUUACAACGCGUACGUUUCCAAACAAAAACGUUGGGAGCUAGCAAGAAAUUUAAAUCUUACUGAACGGCAGGUAAAGAUUUGGUUUCAAAAUCGUCGUAUGAAAAAUAAAAAGAAUUCACAACGUCAAGCCUCCCAACAGAAUAACAAUAACAGCGCCAAUAGUAAUCAUAAUCAUGCGCAAUCGACGCAACAACAUCACAAUACUCAUCAUAUGAAUUUGGGAUUGAGCAUGGGGCAUCAUACCGCGAAAAUGCAUCAGUGACCUUUGGACAACAGCAGUGCCAGCGCCAUGGGCUUCCCCACCUACUAGCAUUUGGUGAACAUAAAAACCGAAAUACAGCCGGAAUUUCAGUAAAUGACAAAUUCAACCUACAUCUUUAUGUACAUCAAGAUAUUGCCGUAACUUAAUAACUUCAAUAUAUUAGUAGAAAGUUGCUUACAAUCUACACAUUUAUACAUAUAGACAAUUAAAGUUCAGAAAUAUUAUCGUGAAACAACAGUAAUCAGAGAGAUUACCUGUUGAACCCUUUAUUGCAAAGAAAUAAUCAUUGUAUCUAAAGUUCUUAUUUUUUUAUUGCUUGUUUGAAUUUUUGUGUAUUCAAACCUUUUACCAGUGUAAUUUCUGCUAAGGGAGUGUUGCAAUCCAUAGCUUUUUAUGUAAAGUUCAAAUUACUUUUAUUCGGUUUAAAUAGACAGUUUCAUUGAUUUGAUUAAUAAGAUUUUUUAAAAGUUUAAGUACAAUAUAUAGAGAAAGUAAGGGUAAAACAAUGGCAAAUAAACCCAGUAAUUUGAAUUUUACAAUAUAUCAUAGGGAAUACAUUUUUUGCAGGUUGCUAGGCUGAUGUUCGCUUAUUGCAUGCAAAUAUUAGAGUAUGCAAUUUGUAAAGACAUGAUAGAGGCACUGCUAAAGUCAAAGUAAUGUUUGAGGUAGACUAUAACUAAUAACAAAUAUCUUAAAUAUAUUUAAACUUUAACUAUAUCUAAAAUAAUAAUUAAGUAAUUUAUAUCUAAUGUGGAAGUGUAGUUUAAAUAGUUGGCUCUUAAAAAUGAUGUAUAAAAGUUUUGUCAAAUUCUCAUAAAAACCUAUUUAAUAUACAUAUGUAUCUUAACUAAUAUAUGAUUAAACCACAAUUAUAUUUAAAGAAUAAUAAAACAGGUUAAACUUAUUAGUGAAAGCAAGUAUUGAGAAAAAUCAUUUAAUAUUUAUGAGAGUCAAUAACAAUGUUAAACAGAAAUAAGCAUUAUCUAAGAGUGUAAUCUCGUAAAGUUGGAAUAUAAUGCGCACAUAAACACUCACGUAAUAUUUGCACAUACUUAUGCAAAGGAAUACUUCUAUAAAAAUGACUGCAUACGAUUGCAGUCAUCCAUGUAGGCAAACAUACGUACAUACAUGUGUUACUCAUUAAUCCACUAUAUUAUGCAACAUAAAUGAGAAACAGAAGAAGAAAUAAAAAUAUUCCAAUAUCAAAACUGCUUGUACUUCUAAAUGUAUUUGCAAUGAACGUGUCAUAUAUUGUCGCUGUGCACUACAUGUUUUUGUCGUCUUUGUAUUGUAUUUUAAAAUAAUUAUUGUAAAUACAUAAAUUAUGAAUGUACGUAUAUUAACAAUAUUUGAAACCAAAAAUUAUAAAAAUUAGUACCGAUUAAAUUUCAGGACUAGUUUCGCUGUUUAUUCUAAAUAAAAUGCAGAAAAAGGCUGGCAAUUUAAAAAUUUGACUAUAACUUGAAUUAGGUAAUGAAAGCUAUUUGCACUCUUCCAGAGUAGCGUAGUUUUACGGGCAGAUAUUCUUUUCUUAAUUAUUGGGCAUUUAAUCAUGGAACUGGAACAAGUACUUGCAUUCACUGCUUUAAGAUUUAAAUAUACUUCUUUUAUUCAUUCAAUUUGUAUCUUAUUGACAAAAUAUUGCAUUAAUUUUCCUUGGCAUAGUUAGUCACAUUUAAAGAGCUCCACGUCCGUAAUAUUAUUGUGUUAAAUGUCAGUUGCAUUAUUUUUAUGUAUCAAAAAUAAUUUGUACCGCUUCUUUCGAUGGCAUAAUAUCGAAUUGCAAAUAUUUUAAAUAAAAAACUGAUAUACAGGCUUGAAGACAAAGCGAAAAUUUUAUAUAAUUCCGGAAAAAAAUGAAGACAAAAGUGAAUAUAAAAUUAGUAUAUUGUAAGAUGUAUGUGUGUUUGUCUAUUAGUAAUUAGAACGAAAUCAUAUCUAGUGAUUUUUUAUUAGCUAUGUUAACUACGUAAAGUUCUGCAAGUAAAAUAUAAAAGAAAUAUAUACAAAAGUAUUAUAUGUUCAGAUAUAUAAUAAUUAUACAUAUUUCAGGCAACUUAAUAAAGAUACAGACAAUUAUUCAUCGUUGGUCGCCAAUUUCAAUUGCAUAAGUGUGUUUCUAGAUCUAAAUUCAAUUACAUUUGAUUUUUGUUACGGUUGUUCACUUAAUUAGUUGCAAAUUGAUCGCAUAUUUGGAAAAAAAUAUCUUACGAUGAAGUGAUUAACGUGUAUAUCUCCACAUAUAUCAUAUAUACCAAAAGCUAAUAUACUUAUUAAUAAUGCCUCUAAAUUUUUGUAAUACUUUUUGUUUAAGUUAGACAUUUAUAAUAAUUAUUUUAUGUUGAUAUUUAUGUUAGUCUGCGUAUUAAAUUGCAACAUGUGUAAUUUUUUAUAGCGAAUUUAGUAGUUACAUUGGUUUAGUUGCAUCUCUCUACGAUACAUGAUAUACUGUACUACAUUUUUUCUAAGACAAAGUUAUUGUGAAAUAUCAUGAUAAAAUAGUAAUAAAUAACAAUGAAUUAAUUAAAAAA
Bactrocera oleae (olive fruit fly) is the source of this 6693-nucleotide messenger RNA. It is a transcript of the gene Abd-B, whose product is annotated as Abdominal B. Lineage: Eukaryota; Metazoa; Arthropoda; Insecta; Diptera; Tephritidae. Gene Ontology annotation, molecular function: RNA polymerase II cis-regulatory region sequence-specific DNA binding; DNA-binding transcription factor activity, RNA polymerase II-specific. Gene Ontology annotation, biological process: regulation of transcription by RNA polymerase II. The record is from RefSeq and is a predicted model, not a curated record. Gene Ontology annotation, cellular component: nucleus.